AUGCGGACGCUAAGAUGGUUCCUGUUUCUGCCUCUGUGCAUUUCCUGCGCCUGUGCCUUCAUGUUUUCUUCGUUGAGGGAGAAAAACAAAGAAAGCCCAGGGAAGGUGCCUUGCGGAGGACAUUUCCGGAUUAGACAGAAUCUUCCAGAGCACACCCAAGGCUGGCUUGGGAGCAAAUGGCUCUGGCUGUUUUUCGUCAUUAUGAUAUACGCGAUGCUGAAGUUACGAGGAGAUGGUGAGAAGAAUAAGGAGCAGAAUUCUACCAGCCUUCGGGGCUGUCAAUUUCGCUCUCCACCAAAGAAAAAUCAAAAUAUUUCCCCCAGCAAAGACUUCACUUUCAAUACUUUAACCCAGCUCGAGAUGGAACUGGUGAAAUUUGUGUCCAAGGUGCGGAAUCUUAAAGUCUCUAUGGCAACCAGCAGUAACCCCAGGCUGCAGAUCCCAGACAUACCUAUGGGUCCGCACAAUAACGUCACAAUAUAUGAGAUAUGGGGAGAAGAGGAGCCUGAGUGA
Cricetulus griseus (Chinese hamster) is the source of this 513-nucleotide messenger RNA. NCBI's taxonomy places the organism in Eukaryota, Metazoa, Chordata, Mammalia, Rodentia, Cricetidae. The record is from RefSeq and is a predicted model, not a curated record.